GUUCCGCGACUGCCAGCGCCUUCCAUUCCCGGAGCCCAAGUUUUUGCUCCCGCCGCCCCUGGGGCCGCUGGCCUCCCUAGGCCUGGGAUCCCUCCCUUGCCCGGGUCUCCGGCCGGGGCAAUCUCACCGGUCACACAGCCGUUCACUGCAGUAGGCUUCUGCGCCGUUACGACGUAGUUGUACGACAUAUUGAGGCCUUGGGUUGGCCCGUGGGGCGCCUAGAGCGACGAUAGAGAGACGGGCGCGAGCGAAGAGACUGAGAACCCCCACCCUCACGCAGCCAACUCCGUGGCUGCUGCCUCCGCCCCUGAGACACGUUGCAGGCCAGAGAGGCCAGGCGCAGAGGAUCACGGGACGGCCUCACCUGGCCUCUUGGAGGACUUACGGAGCCCGAGGCGGCCAACCAAGCGAGGCCCCGCCCCCUGAGGUCCCGCCUUCUCCUAACCGCCAGAGGUCGCAGUACCCGGAUGAGAGCGAGAGUACCGGUGCUGCUGUCUCUACUUCAGACCUGGUAGCAGUCAGGACCGUCCACCCGGCGGCAUCUCAGAGCAGAAGUGUGAGCUCAGCUUGUUUCAGAACUUUCCCACCAUGAGUUCCAAGAAGAUGGUGAAUUCUGUGGAAGGGUGUGCUGAUGAUGCCCUUGCUGGGUUAGUAGCCUCUAACCCUGACUUGCAGCUCCUGCAAGGGCACCGUGUGGCCCUACGUUCUGACCUGGACACCCUCAAGGGCCGGGUAGCACUUCUGUCAGGUGGAGGCUCAGGCCAUGAGCCUGCCCAUGCCGGUUUUAUCGGGAAAGGGAUGCUAACAGGUGUCAUCGCAGGAUCUGUGUUUGCCUCUCCUCCUGUGGGCAGCAUCCUGGCAGCCAUUAGAGCUGUGGCCCAGGCAGGCACAGUGGGCACCCUCCUCAUUGUGAAGAACUACACUGGGGAUCGGCUCAACUUUGGACUUGCCAUGGAGCAGGCCAAGGCCGAGGGCAUCUCUGUGGAGAUGGUGAUAGUUGAGGAUGACAGUGCCUUCACCGUCCUCAAGAAGGCAGGCCGGCGUGGCCUGUGUGGCACAGUACUUAUCCACAAGGUGGCAGGUGCUCUGGCUGAGGAAGGAAUGGGGCUGGAGGAGAUCACAAAGAGGGUGAGCGUGAUCGCCAAGACCAUGGGUACCCUAGGGGUGAGCUUGUCAUCCUGCAGUGUCCCUGGCGCCACACACACCUUUGAGCUUGCAGCUGAUGAAAUAGAGCUAGGCCUGGGGAUCCAUGGGGAAGCUGGUGUUCGUCGGAUAAAGAUAGCACCUGUUGAUCAGAUUGUCACUCUUAUGCUUGACCACAUGACAAACACCUCCAAUAUAUUUCAUGUGCCUGUACGGUCAGGCUCUUCAGUGGUGCUGAUAGUCAACAAUCUGGGUGGCCUGUCUUUCCUGGAACUGGGCAUCAUAGCUGAUGCUGCCAUACGCUUGCUGGAGGGCCGUGGAGUGAAGGUCGCCCGUGCCCUGGUGGGCACCUUCAUGUCAGCGCUGGAGAUGCCUGGUGUGUCUCUUACUUUGAUGCUUGUGGAUGAACCCGUGCUGAAGCUAAUAGAUGCUGAAACUACUGCAAAAGCCUGGCCUCACAUGGCCAAGGUCUCUGUGACUGGGAGGAAGCGGAUUCGGGCAGCUCCCACAGAGCCUCCAGAAGCCCCUGAAGCCACUGCAGCAGGAGGUGUAACAUCAAAGCAGAUGGCACUUGUGCUGGAUCGGAUAUGCACCACCCUCAUCGGACUGGAGGAGCACCUGAAUGCCUUGGACAGGGCUGCUGGUGAUGGGGAUUGUGGUUCUACCCAUAGCCGUGCUGCCAAAGCCAUUCAGGGCUGGCUAAAGGAAGGCCCAUCUCUAACCAGCCCUGCCCAGGUACUCUCCAGAUUGUCUGUCCUGCUGCUGGAGAGGAUGGGAGGCUCAUCUGGGGCGCUCUAUGGCCUGUUCCUGACUGCAGCUGCCCAGCCUCUCAAGGCCAAGACUGACCUCCCAACCUGGUCUGCUGCCAUGGAUGCCGGCUUAGAGUCCAUGCAGAAGUAUGGAAAGGCUGCACCAGGAGACAGGACAAUGCUGGAUUCUCUGUGGGCAGCAGCACAGGAGUUCCAAGCCUGGAAGAGCCCAGGGGCCAGUCUCCUCCCAGUCCUGACUAAAGCAGUCAAGGAGUGGUAAGGAAAGCAGCCCAAAAUCUGCAGACCAGCAGAAGAGACAUGUGUGACCAAGGCAAGAAGGUCUUUGUGCCAAUGGAGGACCAGAAAAAAACGGCAAUAAGCCAAAGCCACAAGAAAAGCAGAGGAACAGCUAGUGGCUGGACAGCGAGAGCCUGCAACUGGAGUAGCAAGGUUGGGUCUCUGGCCCAAGAGAAGUCUGUUGCUGAAACCAGCCAGGAGCCCCAGUACAGCAGAACUUCUGAGGGAGCAGAGACCGCAUCGCUGACCGUUCCCAGGAGCCCCUGCCCGCUUCAUUCCCUGUCAUGCAACAGGGGCUGGAAAGAAGGAAGAUGCACAGGGGUUAAAGACAUGACCUCGAAAGAACCUGAGCUUCAGGAGGCACACCAGGCCCGAGCUGCUCAGACAGACCCUCAACCUGCAGGGUGAACCCAGCCAAGCCACCAGAUCUUUCAGGGAAGCCCCAAGGUUCCUGAGACUGGUCCAUAGCAUAUCUUCCCACAUCUGCCAGAUGCCUCAGUUACCAAGAACAGGCAAGACCUGCUUUAAGCACUUGAUGUAUUACUAAGCUCUUGUCCCACUAUUCUUGCCACAGAACUGGCAGAGCCUCGCCAGGCUCAAGUCCUUCCAAAUGUCAUCUCACAGAGCCAAGGACUCUUGUAGGGGAGGGGACCUUGGGAAGUUACUCCCGGGUUUGGCUGCUCUGACACCAGAGUCCCCAUCGACCACUCAAUCUGCACCUUCAAGCUGCUUGGCUUCCCACCUGGCUAUAGGGUCAAUCUUCUUAGCAAGGUGCAAGUCCUUCUUGAGUCCUUCUCUACACCUGGCCUUACCCCACCUAGAAUGGGAGACAGCAGCCAUACCUGUCUAUCAGUCAGAGCUCCUGGAUCUGGACGCUUCCAUGAUGAAGCCAGAAGAACAUAGAGAACCAGCAAGCCAAAAGCCACCACCAAGAGCCCUGUGCUGUUGGCAAAGACAGCCUCACCAGGCAGGCUGGAGUAGGGCUUGGUGGCAUUUUUCCUGGAAAUAAUAAAAUAAUAUGGGUAUUUGGAA
Mus musculus (house mouse) is the source of this 3221-nucleotide messenger RNA. RefSeq names its product triokinase, FMN cyclase (gene Tkfc). Gene Ontology annotation, biological process: glycerol metabolic process; regulation of innate immune response; carbohydrate metabolic process. The record is from RefSeq and is marked validated. Bases 589 to 2172 code for a protein of 527 amino acids. Gene Ontology annotation, molecular function: FAD-AMP lyase (cyclizing) activity; glycerone kinase activity; triokinase activity. The transcript has 18 exons. NCBI's taxonomy places the organism in Eukaryota, Metazoa, Chordata, Mammalia, Rodentia, Muridae.